Rotaria sp. Silwood2 is the source of this 963-nucleotide messenger RNA. NCBI's taxonomy places the organism in Eukaryota, Metazoa, Rotifera, Eurotatoria, Philodinida, Philodinidae. The record is from the annotation of a GenBank genome assembly.
AUGGGCACAGGUAAUUCUCGUUCAAAUUCUCGUUUUUAUUUAACAACCCAAGACAUCAUUAAUGAAUGCGGUCUAGGUAAUCAAAUGGCAAAUUUACAUGUUCUUGUCACAGGUGCUACUUCUGGUAUCGGACUUGAAACUGGUCGAGCAUUAGCAUGUGCUGGAGCAAACGUUUAUCUGAUGGGACGAAAUGAAGAAAAACUACAAGGUGUACUUCAAAAUAUCAAUAAUGAAUUACAACAACGACAACAAUCUAUCGGUUACGUGCAAGGUCUCAUUUGUGAUUUGAAUAGUUUAGUCAGUGUUAAACAAUGUGCAGAAAAGUUUAUAAGCGAAAAUAAGCCUUUAAAUGUCUUGAUAUUAAACGCUGGAAUGGUUAAUUUUAGCUAUGCCAGAACAAUCGAUGGAUUGGAACAGUUAAUAGGUGUUAAUCAUAUUGCUCAAGCUUAUUUAACACAAUUAUUAAUGCCUACUCUAAUAGCGAAUGCUCCUUCACGAAUAGUGAUUGUAUCAUCACUAUUCCAUGUUGAUUCACCGUUAAAUUAUCAAGCAUUGGACCAUAUCAAUAGCACUAAAACUGAUGCAAAAAAUAGUUGGAGUGUAAAGAGUAGUUAUCAACAAAGUAAACUAGCGAAUGUAUUAUUUGCUCGUGCCAUUGCAUCUCGAUAUAAAGACAAACAAAUUACCGCUUAUUCUCUUCACCCAGGUGUUAUUGAUACAAAUUUAGACGCAAAAAUACCCUUCUCUAGUCUUUUUAAAAUAUUUUACAAGAAAAAAACCGUAGAUCAAGGAGCAGCUACUACUGUGUACUGUGCAUUAAAGCCUGGCUUAGAAAAUGAAACUGGACGGUAUUUUGAUGAUUCGACUGUUACAAAUAUCGCAGAUAAAUGGACCGAUGACGAUUUAGAUACAUUCUGGGAAUGGACGGAGAAAGUUAUUCAAGAACGAACAGCUAAUUUAUAA